Molecule: messenger RNA, 7926 nt
Organism: Cryptotermes secundus
Lineage: Eukaryota; Metazoa; Arthropoda; Insecta; Blattodea; Kalotermitidae
Gene: nab
Product: NGFI-A-binding protein homolog
Exons: 14
Coding region: 984-2825 (613 amino acids)
Biological process (GO): negative regulation of DNA-templated transcription
Cellular component (GO): nucleus
Molecular function (GO): transcription coregulator activity; transcription factor binding
Source: RefSeq, a predicted model, not a curated record
UUUAUAUGCUGCUGGUCCCUGUCAGCGCAGUCUUUCUCGGGUCCUAGUCCCUUGGUACUCUCUUGUCGCAGUUGGUCUCUUAUAAUGUGCACUCGUACCCAACAGAGAAUACCAUGUCGAAGGGUUAACCUCGCCCACUGCUUUGCAAAAGUUGUUUCAAAUAAUUCGUGUGUAACGGUGGAAACUCCAUUGUUAGAUUGCUAGCCUUUGCAUAGCAAUGGAUGCAUUCCGAUUCCUAGCUGUUGUCAUGGGAACGUUGGUCGUUGCCUAGGAAAUCAACCCUGACCUCCUCAACCAUUCCGGCUUUCUGGCGGCAUGCCACAAUAUAAUACGUGUAUUGCACCUGAUCUGACCAAAUUUUAAUUAACAAAAAAUGUUAUAUUAGCACUGUAGUUAUACGUAUUCUGUCACAAAUUGUGUAUUGCUCAAGUAUCCCCUGAUGAUGGCUUAACUGAGUCGAAACAUGUGUUUGCGUACCGGUAACCCCUCCAUUCGUAAUUGUAAGCACAACAAAUCGGAUGGAACUCAGCGAUAUCAUGAACUGAGUCUACACAAAUUGUUCUAGCGUACGAUCCGCCUCUGGAGUCCUGCAGGGAAUCGUGUGACAUCUCAGCGCGGGCAGGAGCGAAACUAACCAAUGACAAUCCAAGGUGCAGAUGUGCAACCCUCUCCCCAAACCUCCCAACCUUCCUAAUCGUCACUACUGCAAGCAGUGUUUGAGGUUAUGAUGGCCAGUACGUAUUUAAUAUCAAAUGACUUGACCAACAAGAGACGAAAACAGUUUGUGAGCGUGUGUGUUUGUUCUCCGUAAGUAAUUUGUAGGGCCUAGCUGCUGUGAGCUUGCAAGAAUUGUUGAAUACCACACUGUUUGAGACUGCACUUGCGCAGCAACUGAAAGUGACCUGACUUCGAAUCUGAAGGCUCCCAAUUUGGUGGUGACCUCGGCGCCGGGGAACGAGGCGGAGCUGCAGCUGUACCGCGUCAUGCAGCGCGCCAGUCUGCUCGCUUACUACGACACGCUGCUCGAAAUGGGUGGAGAUGAUGUCCAGCAACUCUGUGACGCAGGCGAAGAGGAGUUCCUGGAGAUCAUGGCGCUGGUCGGCAUGGCGUCCAAACCGCUCCACGUGCGUCGCCUGCAGAAAGCGCUCCAGGAGUGGGUAAGCAAUCCGGCGCUUUUCCAGACGCCACUGCUGUCGGCCCUGCCCGGAAGUGGGUCCAUCGGGUUUCCGCCGAGUGUUCGUCCCAUCAACCUGUCUCCGCAGCCCCUCCCAGUUAUGGCCCCUAUGGGGCCCAGCCCUCCCAACAACAACCUCAGCAGCCCCAGUGGGACUAGCAAAGAAGGGCCAGCCUUGCUCUGUACUGCGUCACCAGGACAAGGGCAGGGCGCACUGUUGGUGUCAGGGGCAGAGUACAGCAACCACGGCGCCAUGUCAGGGCCCACGCCGAGCCCUGGGCGGGGCCCUAGCACUAGCACGAGUCCCGGACCUUGUUGUCCCGGGUCUCCCCUGCAGCUCACCCCCGUCCUGGUGGAGGCACAGAUCCUGAGGCUAGCAGAGGCUGCGGACCACUUGGUACGGAAUCUGCCCCAGUUCGAACCGAAGCCACACAACAGCAAGAAGAAGAUAUGCAAGGACCUGGAGAUCGUCAUGAACAUGGCCGAGGAUGACCCGCGACGGAUGGAUGAAAUACGCAAGUACGCCGCCAUCUACGGACGUUUCGACUGCAAACGCAAACCUGAGAAGCCCCUCACAUUGCAUGAAGUAUCCGUAAAUGAGGCAGCGGCGCAAAUCUGCCGGUUCAUGCCGGCACUCCUCACUCGGCGCGACGAGUUGUUCCCGCUCGCCCGCCAGGUGGUGCGCGACUCGGGCUAUCACUACUCCAAAGGUCACUCCAAUCUGUCUACGUGUUUCAGGGCGCAUUCUGGGGCUGGGCGCAGCGGCUGCAAUAAUGGCGAAGACGGAGGCGGGAAGAGGCCGCGUCUGGAGGGUGUCCCGCCUUCCCUGUCGCCGUCCUCUUGCGACUUCCUGGACAUGGAUCCUCAGCAGCGCCUACGGAGACAGGAGCGGCUUGAGCAAAUUGCAGACGAGCUGCGAACACUGGGAGAGCGAACGGAAGAACUGGUGUUGGCAGCUCAGCAAGUGCGAGAUGUGAAUGACUACCCAGCACUGCACACACUGCAGCAGCAGUUGGAGCUCCUGCAGGGCAAGCAGACGCAGCUACUCAUGGAGCAGAGUGACCUCAUGAAGCAACAACCCCACUCUUCAGCCAGGUACUACAGAAGAGGACGAGCGUCAUCAUGCUUCGAUUCCGAGCGGCCUGACACAGAUGACACAGACUCUCAGUUUUCCUUUAGCAAUACCAGCUCUCCAUCACAGGAAGUUGGGGACUCUCGAGACUCGACAGCCACACGUGAUGGGACGAGUGAAGGGAACGGUGUUUUAGACGUUAAGGGUGGCCGCAGUCCUUGUAAGAUCUCAAAACAGUUGGUGCAGGACACAUUGCUGGACGAGGGAUUACGAGUGGUAAAGGAGCUGGUGGCGAGCCAAAACAAGGAUUCCAGCACUGGGAGUGAUAAUUCAUAUUGUGACCCUUACUGCAACGAGAACAAAGUUCAGGUGAUUGCAUCAAGUGGUGGCAACAUAAUUGCAGUGGCAAAUCCUGCUCUGUCCAUGUCGCCAGCAAUUGCACCAGCCAAAGCAGUCAUGUCCGACACUGGAAGUGGUACUGAUAAGAGGGCAUCCACCCCUGUUGUGCUUCUGAAGCAGGAGCCCCUGUCUCCUGGCAUGUCACCAUCACCAACCAUAGGACUGGCCAAGCCAGAGUGAGUCAUCGUGAUAGCAGGAUGGAGGUUUAAGGGUUUGAACCGAUGCAAGUCUGAUACGAGGGCCGUCCUUAAAAAGAGAAAAGGCAGAAUUAUGUAGAAGGGGUUCAGGUCCUUCCCGGAGGUGGUGUGAAGGAACAGCAAGCAGUCACCAUUUUUAUUAAAGGGAUUCAGUGACUAUCAUGUUUUGAACAUCUCCUUUACGCUACCCCCAGCAAAAGUGCAAAAGUUUACUGUGAUAUUCGUGUUGUUGAUUAUUGUUCAUUUAUUGUUGUUGUUGCUGCUAUUGCUGCUGCUGUUUGCUGCAACAGACUGAAGGAGGGUCUGUCUGUCAGUACUCAGAGCUCUUUGUGUGCCUCCCUGUCCUGUCACAGCUUCAUUCAUAAAAAAUCAGAGUUUUGUGUUUCAAAAUGUAACAUGCAUUCGAUUUUAUUUACAUAAAUGCUGAGGUCGGUAAAAGCCAAACACUCUCUGAAAGGCAUGUGAAAUGUAACACGUUAUAUAGGAAAUAGUUUACAUAUAACAUGACCUGUGUGGUCAAUGAAAUGUGUAUUUCAGAUUAAAUAUUUCUUCGGUGCAUAUAAUGUAACUGUUUAGGUUUAAAUUUUAAUCAGUUCAGUAUGCUCAUGCUUUUCAGAAACACAUUUCUGUAUGUCUCAGACGUGUAUGAUCUGAAUUUCUUAACAAAUAAUUAUUUAUUUGAAAAAACUAGUUUUGGCUUCAUUUACUGUUAUUUUAGAUUUUAUAUUAAAAAUAUAAUGUUUAUCCCAACUUUCUGGAAAGACAAAUUUGUGGUCUAUAUUGUAGAAUUUACUGUCAUAUAUUAUAAUUUCUGUAAGGGAGAAAUUCUGUAAUACAAACAAAUGUAAUUUUAGGAUCCACAGAAUGGGAAUGCGGUAUGUUUUGCCUACAUGUUCCAUUUUGAAAUAGAGGCUCAUAUGCUUUGUCUUUGAAGGCUGUGUUCACAUCACAUUUACUCUGCCUGGCUCAUAACCUAGGAUAAUUUAACACUUUAAGAUAGAAUUUUUGCUUUUUUUUGGCAUAAACUGUGAACUAUGAGGAACACAUGAUCCUUAAAUAUUAAAUUAAGUGCAAAAAUUGGAUAUUUUAGUACGUCUAUGAAUAUUUGCAUGGAAUGCUUCUUUAGAAUGGAAUUGCUUGCAUGCCUUCAGCACUCAAGAAUGUUAUUUUGUAUCACCAUGCCAGAUAUAUAUGAUGGUCCCACCCUGAAUUCUCGCUUUCUGACAUGAAUAGAGUUUCUAACUUGCAGCUCAGUAGGGAUCUACGCAACGGGAAAUGGUGUUGAUAUAUUUCUGAUUAGUCCUUAACAGCGUAAGUUGGAGUCCAGUUGCUGUAAUGUCCUAAAAAGGAUGAUCCUCUGUAACGUGUAGAUAUUUACAUUGUAAUCGGCCAUUUUAUACAUGUAUUCAAGGGUUGCUAAGUAUUUUAAUCGCCAUUUCAGGAUUAAUCAGAAAUCAGAAAAAUGGUAUAUUACUGUGCUUGAGCUGCAGAUAUGUGUAUGUGAAUGAAGCAAGACAAUUUCUGCAUUAUCCAUUCUGUGUCCCUGUUACCUUCAAUGUGUGGUCCUGUUAUGUCAUAGCCACAACUGUGAAACAGUGCUGACAACUGUGAAACUUUGUACUCGAGCCAAGCCAACAAGUGUCCCGUCUGUGCAGUGAUUCAUCUUGUAACAUAGAAAGAAUAGCUGUAUAUAUAUAUAACAUGUUCAGUGGCUACAGAAUUACACAGAGUAAAAGUAAAACUUCUAUUGAAGUGAAAUACUUGGAAGCAGAAGUUAGAUUCCCACAUAAACAUUGAUUUAUGAUAAAGUGUGUUUGUAUGUUACAGUACAUUUGCAUAGGCAGUUGCAUUGGAAUCAGUAGUUGUAGCAAGGCAGGGUGCUUAACUAUUGGGAGAAGUCUUGGUAGAGAUUUUGAUUAUAAUUCUUAAUGUGAUGAUGGGUGCUAGCUGGGGGUUGGAGUGAGGGCAGGUAUCUGUUGUCCCUGGAUUUUUGGAAAGAAUAAGAACAUAUAUUACACAUUAAUACCAAAAGCUGAAAUUAUUUUUUAAAAAAUGUAUUCACAAAUAUUCUAACCCCCCCACCUCAAACCUGGCACCCCUCUCCCUGCAAAAAAUCCAAGCAACACCCAAGAGCAUAAUUCUGAUUUUCUACUUCCUCUGCUAAUGCUAUUAAGUGUGUUGAUGGGUAUGCAACAGUAAGGUUUCAGAUAACUUGAUUCAAGAAGUAGAUUGUCAUAAUGUCAGAUUCCAAACUCAGACAUCCUGGACAAGCAUCUCUAUUCUAUUGUUAGCCUGAGAUAUUUUAGAAUCACCUGUUCAUUUGAUGGCCAGCACAAUUAGCCAGAGAACCUCUCCUGCCUGCUCUUUCUCAGAUAUGAUUAAAUCAGAAGCUAGCAUAGAUAAACAACAGUGUUUCAGUCAGUAUUAUAUUGUUGAUUUUACCAAAGAAAGGUUCCUGUAGGCUAUUUUAUUAUUCUCACUUGCUUCUUGUAUCAAGUUGUCCUUCCAGAAAUCUCCAUGUUCGUGCAUGUUCACUGAAAUCAUAAUUACUGUUGCUGUUAAUUAAUAUUGGUUUGAAUUAAUUCACCACAUUGAAAUGAAUUAACAUUUCUUGAACUCACACAUAACAAGGAUUACCCGUAUAUCUCAUUUCAACAUGAGGUUCCUUUGAUUGUGUUAUAUUCAAAUUCUGUGACAUUGAACUGGAGCAAAUAAAGUGCUCUCGCUGCUGGAGGCGAGGUACAUACACUGCUGGAGGCCGACUUCCGUUUUAAGUGAUCUAUUUCACGGUCUGGAGUGUGUGUGUAGUUCUGUAGCCAGUGAUGAAUCUUGUAGUGCAGUGUUUUGUAUCUGAUACAGACAGAAGCUUGGCUGAAACAAAUGAUAUAGUGCCUGUGGGUUUCAAGUCAAGCAAUAGCCAUGUAGCAAUGUGUGAUGGUCGUGAUGCACCAGAUCUCCAACUGGGGUGUUGCAAUAUUGGACUGAUGUGGUAUUAUAAGAUUUUGUUAUUUUAAGUAAAUAUUUUUGAGUUAAAUACAAGCUAAAUCAGUAUUAACAAGCAGCUUCUUUUCUUGAAGUCUUGCAGUGGUGAGAGUGAUUCAGUGUACAGUAACCAGAAUACCUGCCACAUAAAUGUCUUGCUGAUUGCUAGGAAGGCUUUGAAUCUGGUCCUUUAUUUGCAUAAUUGUGGUAUUUACUAAUUUAUUAAACAUAAUAAUAUUUAUGAAGUGCUUUGCUUUGACUGAAUCACUUAAUAGUUCAUAGUGAUUAAGCAGAAAAAAGGCAGUAGAUUGAAAUACUUUAUAGUAGACCCAAACAAGUUUAUUUCUAACAUAAUAAAAUACUUUUUUCUUCUAAUUUUUCAUCUUGUAUGGCAUGACAGAGCAGUGUAGUCCAAGGCCUCCAACUUUCUUUCAGAAACUUGUUUAUAGAUAUCUGGCACAACUCCUUUUGACGAGAUUGGUCUGUCACAAAGUAACUGCCUAUGCAGGAGAGCAUAGACACAGAGAAAGUGCAGUAAUACAACCAUACCCAAAGAAAAAUUUGUACCCGUGAUCCCAGUGUUCAUGCAGUAGAAGACAGUUUAUCCCUUAGACAACACAGCCACUGUGAUGUGGCAUAAUAAAAUGUACAUAAAUUUUCUUGUAAUGCACAACUAUUUUGUAUCAGGUAUUCAGAAAAGAUUAUGUCAUAAGAAAAGCAUUGUAGCAUGUAGGAACAUGAGGCAGACCAUUCCUAUUCUACUCUGCAGUGCUCUUGGGUGUUCCAUUGGCUGCAAAUCAGGUGCGUAGCCAGUGAGGAUGUAGUAGAAAGAGCAAGCUGAAGAAAAAUGUCUUAUAAUGAACUUCAUACUGUGUACAGCUCACCAAAACCGUUAAAGUUAUCAUAUCAAGGAGAAUGUAAUGAGUGGGUCAUGUAGCACGUGUGAGAGCGAGAAACAGAUCACUUUCAAGGCUCAACAUAUGAAUGCUCAAUAUGCAAACAUCUAUACAUAUGAAUGACCUUAGAAUUGUUCCUACUUACACUAAUGUAUAUAGUUUUCUAGGCUUAUUUGUCUGUAGAUGUGUAAUGUGCUUUUUAACACUCAUUUAUAAGACAAAGUACAUACAAUAUUUUCGGUUAAACGCUUUAUUCAUAAGCUGAGAUAUUCAGCUACUGCUAAUUACAUUAUUUAUUAUGGGAAAGAAGUAUGUUUUGACUUACAAACUGGAUCUUUGAACAUGAAUCAUCCGUAAGAAGAGGCUCAAAUAUAUUGGGAGCUGUAACUGUCCAUAAUUUCUAAACUCCUUUCCCAUUCUGAGUCUAUUCUAUUCAGUCCAAUAUUUAGAAGAGACAGUAUAUCUUAUGGGCUUUAAUUUCCAAUGACAUGAGUACUGAUUCAUAUUUUCUGUCUCUGUUUCCUUAUAUGAGGCUGUAUAAGAUGAAAGCCAAUAUGAGCCAUCAUUCACCUAUUUUAAAGAAAGUUUAAAAUUGUGCUUUAAUAAUAUAAUCCAUUUUGGAUGCCGUCACAACUGAAAGUUCCAAAUACGUGCCAGCUAGCUGCAAAUGUCCAUCUAUGUUUGUAUCUGUCCAUCCAUCUGUCUGCAUGUAACACCUCAAGAGCUGCUGAACAGACUUUCAUGAAAUUGCUACUGUAAUAUGACAGUGCACAGUGUAACCAUGGUGUAAGCUAUGUUGGAUCUGAAGUUCUCACACAACUGUCUUUGGGAUGUGACGCCAUAUAUUCUUGUAGAAUUUUACUGGUAUUUCGGAGGAAUAUGCCUCAUCCAUUUGCAGGGUCAUGCAUUAAGCCAAGCAAGAAACCAGCAAGAAGCAGGCACAAAACAAAGCAAGAAAUAUUACUGGACUACAUUGCACCACAUCUUGGAAGAUAGUGUUCUUCUUUCUAUUUUUAUCUCCGCAAUAUUUCUUCAUAAGGUCUUAUAUCAGUUUUGGUUUAUUUUGUACUGUCCCAUUCCUUAUUCUUUCUCCCCUGGUUAUGUCAAACCGGCUUUAAACAAUCAUGGUAUGUGUUUUGAAAAUUUACCAGGAUUUUAUUGCAUGUUCAGUCCAGAACCAUUUGUUGUCUCAUCUGCUGUCUAAAA